Messenger RNA from Hermetia illucens (black soldier fly), 847 nucleotides. RefSeq names its product UPF0193 protein EVG1 homolog. The transcript has 4 exons. Bases 170 to 832 code for a protein of 220 amino acids. NCBI's taxonomy places the organism in Eukaryota, Metazoa, Arthropoda, Insecta, Diptera, Stratiomyidae. The record is from RefSeq and is a predicted model, not a curated record.
CAAGGAUAAUAGUUCCAUAGUAACCAUUGCACAAUAUCUUUCGAUGUUUAAUCGAACAUUCCCCAGUUUUGUCAUUUGAACGAAGUGAUUAAAGCCGUUUUCCCGUUGUCGUUGUGACUUUUUAUUUUCGAGAUAUUUUACUGAGUUAAACGUUUAAAAAAAGUCAAAUAUGGAAGAAAAUAACGAGUGGCCAAGCAAACGUGUUGCUCCUGGGGGUUUGUUUCAUCCAGCAAAAGUUAAAUACAGCAAAGAGACCCACGAUCUGAUUAAACUUUUGAUGGAAGAAGCAAAACUAACCAUGCUGCAGAGAAAGAAAAUGAAUUAUUUUCUUCGUAAUGGCGAACCUUUACCGCCCCCAAUCAUAAAGCCACCCUCGGCUGAGAAAGAAAGGUUGAUUGCGUUGAAUAUGAGGCGGCAGGAACGCAUACCGAGACGCAGAACGUAUGAUUCAAUCAAGGAUAGUGGAGCAUUCGAAUUACCUAAGUACAUUCCAACACCUGAUUCUCGGGAAUCUGUUGAAAAGGCUAAACUUCGGUUACAAGAGACGAUGUCUGGAACAAAGUUAUCGCCAACGUCAAAUGCUCGACGCAAACGGGAAAGAAAUGAACCGAAAAUUAUCCAGAUUGAUCCGCAAGACAGAAUUAACGAAUUGAUGGAACAGAUAACCGAAAGAGCAGAUUGGCUAACCGAAAUGGAAUCGCUCGGGGAAGGAAAACAGUACAGGCCCAUGAUAAAGUCCCAAAUCGCUGACAGACUGCGCGAAAUAAAGUCCUUGGAGAAACGUCUUGCGAAAGGAAAACUCACUUCUGAAGAAACUACUCGUGAAUUGUAAUUUAUUCGAUAUUUU